This is a messenger RNA of Durusdinium trenchii, 1767 nucleotides long. The record is from the annotation of a GenBank genome assembly. NCBI's taxonomy places the organism in Eukaryota, Dinophyceae, Suessiales, Symbiodiniaceae.
AUGGCUCCCAAACGCAGACUGCGUGCUCAGCCUGGCCAUGAAUCUCCAUCACCAGCUGUGCAACACAGCGAAGGCCAGAGUUUGGCCAGUGAUGUAGCUGAGGAUGGUGUUGACCAGAGCAUCUUUUUUCCUAAGAGGCCCAGGAACCUGCGAUCAGAUCCCUUCCACGCGCACCUGAAUUUGGAGGAUGUGCCUGAAGGUCCACGGACCGCUGCAGAGAGUGUGUGUUGGGCUCCAAGGCUUUUGAAGGUGUUCAAAGAGCAAAGCAUUCGACACUUUGAGACUGACUUUUCAUUUGCAGCACAGGCGAUGUCUCAAAAAGGGAUAGCUUUGCGCACUGACUACAGUGGCCUUGGCUCACCCGAGGAAGCAAUGAGCAAAGUCUUAACAGCUUUGCAAGAUCGCUCCUUCACCCAGUUUGAUCCUUCCAAAUUCUUCGCCCAAAGAGCUGGUGACCUGGAGAGUUCAUGCCGCAAAGUUCUGAUGAACCAUCAGGACACCUUUGCUCCAAAGUGUGUUCAUGGGGAUAUACUUGACCGCUGUCCUCCAGCGGUAUUGCAGGCUUUGAAGACCCAGCAGAAAGUUCACCGUGACCGUGCGCAAGAAAGGAUUGACCAUGGAGAGCAGUGCAAGCGAGCUUGUGUGGAGGAAGGGAAAGCAUUUGUUCGCUUUGCGGUCAAAUGCCUCAAAGAGGCAUUCCAAAUUCCGAACACAAAAGAGAAGUUGCUGAAGGCACACUGCUACGUUCACAACAGGCAGUGUGAUGUUUUGCCACCUUUGCCACAGGAUUCUGAAUGCCUCCUACUUGGCAUUUCAGGAGUAACGUGCCGUGACUGGUCCAGCAUGGGGAAUCAAGAAGGAUGGCUGGGGCCAUCAGCGUUUCCGUUUGUCCAAUUUAUUGUGGAACGUUUGUUGGCCCAGGACUCAACCUCUCAGGAAGCUGCCCUCCUCAUUGAAUGCACAGCAACUUUUGAUGACCAACUCUUGGCAGAGCUGCUUUGUGAAUCUUUUGAGCUUCACACGUUCCAUGUGACGCCAGCUCUCUUUGGAGAGCCCGUGGACCGGCAGCGCAAAUAUAUGUUGCUUUUGAACCGCUCCCAGCUGACCUUCCGAGAUUGUGUUCGAGCUUCAGGAAUCGAACCUUCUUUCCAGCGUUUGUUCGCCUGCAGUCGAGUGAUGAACGGAAUUGACAAAUUCAGGGCUCCCGAGAAUGAGGUGAAAGAUGUGAUUGCAGCUGCAGCCUCAAAGAGAUGCCUGCCCCCUCACUCGAGCAGUGGCAAAGCUUGGAGCUGCUUCCAGACUUGCACUCCUGCAGUCAGGGAGUCUAUCUUGAAGCACGAGGCUUUUUUGCGUCGAGCCCAUGGCCCAGAGAUCAACCCCAACGAAUGGAUCUGCAACCUUUCGCAAGAUCCUGCAUGGAUGGCUGGCACGCGUGGCAACGUCCCAGCUUUGCUUCGACGUUCCAACCUUUGGAUCAUGGGCAAGCGCAGACUUGCUCACCCUCUGGAGCUUUUUGAGAUUCAAGGCUUCAACAUUUGGGGUUCCCCGGCCGAUGCCAACGAUGAGCAUCGAUGCACGUUUGUGGACACUCUAAGAACCUUAACGGAAGCACAAGUGAAGAGCAUGACAGGCAAUUCGAUGCACCUUUCCGUGCUAGGAGCUAUGUUUUUGUUCCUCUUGGGCUGCACUGUGCCCACAAGCCCAAGCCACUCUGACCCGUUGCUGAAUGAGCGCAGUGUGGAAGGUCAGACUUUGGACCAGGCGUAG